Molecule: messenger RNA, 6103 nt
Organism: Xyrauchen texanus (razorback sucker)
Lineage: Eukaryota; Metazoa; Chordata; Actinopteri; Cypriniformes; Catostomidae
Product: circadian-associated transcriptional repressor-like
Exons: 6
Coding region: 247-1509 (420 amino acids)
Biological process (GO): negative regulation of DNA-templated transcription; circadian regulation of gene expression
Cellular component (GO): nucleus
Molecular function (GO): RNA polymerase II cis-regulatory region sequence-specific DNA binding
Source: RefSeq, a predicted model, not a curated record
AUGGCCUCUAGUCUGACCAGUGUACAGGCGCGUUACGCUUUGUUUUGCUAACGUUGAAGGUUCCCCCUGGACGAGGGGCUCUGGCACGUGUGUCCAUGCACAUGUUGACGCUGGUGAAAGGGAGGAGAGAAAGGGAGUGAAGCCAGAGAGGAAAGCUCAUCAGCGGUUAGAUUUGUCAGUACCAUUUGGAAGGGUUUGCGUUGUUUUAACAGGCGCCCUGCUGAAGCUGUUCUUUUUCCUGUAGUCAUGCAGUCCACAGGAAGUACUUUCUCUCAGCCCUCACAGGAUUCCCUGAGCUCCAGAGACAGUUUCCUGUUCAGUGACAAUGAUCCGGAUGUCUUCCUGUUUGAAGACAGGGACCCGCCACGUGGAUCCCACUCAGCUCAGUCCAGUCGCUCUAGAGAAAGUGUUUAUAAUGUGGACGGAGAGCUGGAGCGUCCUGGAUCUCAGUGGGCAUGUGAUGGGUUCAGUGAAUCUCGUGACGCUGAGAGGUCGGAAGACAAUGUUCUAGCUAGAUCAUCAUUCCUGUCCCUCUCCUCCUCGUCUUCAUCUGGACUGGGUUGGAGCAGCUCUGAGAGCGAGCAAGGGAAAGAUGGAGGAGGAUCUGAAGGAGACCUGGUGUUUGCUCGUAAGUGUACAGAGCUCCAGGGGUUUGUCAGGCCUCUGCUAGAGCUUCUUAAUGGACUGAAGAAAGGACGAUUUGACAAAGGUCUGAGCAGUUUUCAGCAGAGUGUUGCAAUGGACAGAAUUCAGAGGAUUGUGGGAGUCCUGCAGAAACCACAUAUUGGGGAAAAGUACUUGCCUACUUUGCUGCAGAUAGAGGUGAUGUUGAAGCUUUGGUUCCCUCAAGUGAUUCCUCAAGCUUCUGUGAUGCCUAACCCUGCUGACCUUUCAUCUCAAAACAUUUCCAGCCAUGGCAACAGCAAGAUCACUCCCCCCCACAAGCACAAAGACCAACUACACAUUCCAGUCAAGAAGCGAAGGCUGAGCUGGUCGGACACAGACUCUCACUCCUCCUCACCUCCCGUGGUGUGCAAGCGGUCCAAAAUCAAAGGCUGUGGGGAGCAACAUCAGUGGCCAUAUGUUGAUGCAGGGGAGGGUUCUUCAGGGGCCCCUCCCCAUUCCUCUCACACAAACCAAUCAGAAAAGAGAGUAGGUGAAACCUCAGAGCACAAGGUCAGCCGGUGUUCAGGUCCAAGCCUGACAUGGGUGCAUGUCACUCCUAUCUUCUCCCCGCCUAAGUCCAGUCCCUCUCAAAAAGGCGAAGCGGCCAAAGAGAGAGGGAGCGGCUAUGUCCUCCUUCCAGUGUCCACUGUCACCAGCAGGAGCAGCCCAGCCACACAGGACAGCUCCAUCUCCUCCACCACACCUUUUUCAGAGUCAAAUGGAUGCCAAUGCCAGCCUGUCACCUUGGGGAAUGCAAGUCCGUUACAGGGGCAUGCCCUGACCCCACCAAUCACUAUGAAGCCUUCAAGCCUGGGACAGCAGCAAAGCCCUUUACAAACCUGAUGCAGAAAACUAAGCACAACCAGCAGAGUCUUCUCUGUGUCAGAGAAAAUGCAAAGAAGAGAGAAUGAUUGAAGUGUUGAGAUGUUUGAAGUUUUUGUCUAUUACAAUGAUCGCAACCGUAUUUCUAAAGAAUCUUGGAAAAGUUUAAACUCAACAUGUAAGACUUGAAUUUUCCAAUCGAUUGGACUACAAAUGAGAGUACCUAAAUUCAAGGUGAAGUGUGUAAUAUCUGUGCCAUUGCAGCAGUUGACUCUCUGCCAUUGGUCUGACAAACAUAUAGUCCUGCCCCAAACUCACGUCAUUGAUUGAGUCAGUUUUGCUGUGUCAGGCUGGUCUGGAUGCUCAAAUAAACACCAAUGUUUAAAUAGUGUCACAGAGCCACAGUGUUCACACUUUUUGUGGAAAUUAGACUACGAAUGGCUUACUUAUAGUUGUCUCUGCUCAAGAAGCUGGGUCAGGAGAAAGUAUUUUAACACCCCAAUACAUUUCACACUUCACCUUGAAGGAAAUAUGAUAUCAGUGAAUUUGGAGUGUCUGCAAGGGUGUGUAGUUAAAUCUGAAAGAGAAGAGUCAUUGACUUUGCUUAGAUCCCAAAAUAAGGUCAAAUUAAGACAAGGCAAUAAUUGUAAUUAUAUGUCAACACAAUCUGAUGGUAGGAUCUAUACUUUAUAUCAUUGAAGAGAUGGCAGAUAAAAAAGGGCGUGUUGUCGCCAUGACUGUGUUGUCUCUAAAACUGCUACUCAGAAUGUUGGGAAUUAAAUUAGGUUGUCAUUAAAACAACACAGUUUUGGCAUGAAAGGCCCAUUUUGUAGCUUUGAGGAAAAAAUGUAGCAACAACAUAAGUGACUUUUUAAUAUCUGAUCCCAUUUAUCAGUGGCUCGUAACAGGAUUACCAUUUUUUACUGCAUUUUAUAAAGGCGAAAAAUCGAUUUUUCUUACCCAAGUGGAAUUUUUGGUGCUUUCAGUGGUGGGAUUUCAGAUGUAAAUUAAAUAAGUUUAUUUAUUUGCUGUAGAUUCUGUGUGAAAACAACUUGAAGUGGACGAAUUACCCACCAAAACUGCAUAAAGUAUGUUAGCAUGGCUGAAUUACGUAAUAAAUUCAUAUAUGGCUGUGGUGGCAUAUUACGUAAUUCUCAACCUGAUGCAAUGAAAGAAAAUGAUGUACUAGCUGGGUUGGGAGAGAAGAGAAAAUGUACAGAGUCUGAGUCAGCUUCAUUGAAGUUAUAUUAUUUACGUAUGUGUACAGUGUUGGUUGUCUACUGAAAAGACUACAUAGACUGCAAGCAGGCUGAAUGGAAAAACCUCUGCUUUCAUAAAUGCUGCUCCUUUGAAAUUUUGUGGGAAAAGGAGAUAAAUUGAAAGAGUUCGUUAACCAAAAAAUAACAAGGUGUCAUUAUUUACUCGCUAUCAUAUUUCAUAUUUUAUCUCUCCCAUGAAACACAAAAGGUUAAUUUUUACAGACAUUUUAAGGGUUUAUUUACCAUCAUUUUAGUGAACAGUGACUCUGGUCUGUCAAGCUUAAAAAUGAGGGGGGAAAACACAUUGAAACCAUUGUAAAAGUAAUUGUGAUAAAAUGUGCUAUAUUCCAAGUCUCCUGAUACAAUGUUAGGGUCUGGCAGUCUCAGUCACCAUUCAAAAUCAAUGAAUGGUGACUGAGGCUGAGAUUCUGCCUAACAUUUCCUUUUGCGGUCCAUGGAAGAAAAAGUCAUACGGUUUAUUUGAACAACGUGUGAAUGAGUAAAUAAUGAAAGAAUUCAAAUUUUUGGGUGAACUAUUGCUUCAACUGCAUAUAUGGGGCUGUGAUGUUAGACAUCCAUUUGAACAAGGCUCAAAGUCACCGUGAUAAAACAUUUCUAAGAUGCCAAUCCGAGGAACUUUUAUUUAUUCUUUUGUUGUUGUUGUUUUUAUUUAUAUUUGUCUAUGUAUUUAUUCAAAGGGCAGCUGAGUUCAUUGGAGAUUGGUCUGCAGUGGACUCUUUUUGUCAUGGACUGGAGUUGCUGUGUUUGAGGUUUUUUUAUAUUUAUAUUAUAGAAUAAGUGGGGAAGAAUUUAAGGAAAUUUCAGAUUGGGAAACCUGUGCCUUUUUAACAAAAGGAUGUGUAUAAAAACGCAUACUUGUUGAUUGUGUAUUUUUAUCAAAUGGUACAGAAAGCAAAUGUUCAACUUUUUGUAAUGCAUACAUAUUAAUCAUGAGAAUACUGCAUUUGAAUACACAGUGAUCAAUAACAACACAGUGACCCACAUUAGUGUAGCCAAUCAUACAUAAAAGUCAAUUGGUAGUCAUAGCAACAUUCAAAAUUAUGAUGUUGUUUCUGGCUUAUCUCUGCAGGCAGUUGUGAUGCACCCAGGAUCCACUAAAGUUGGUUGUUGGUUAAAAUAUUUUUUGAAUCAAUAUUUUUUCAGAGCUUAAAGGGAUAUUGCACCCAAAAAUGAAAAUUCUCUCAUAAUUUACUCACCCUCAUGCCAUCCCAGAUGUUGGAUGACCUACAAGGCUGAGAUAUUCUUCUCAAUAUUUAUUUUUGUGUUCUGCAGAAGAAAGAAAGCCAUACACACCUGGGAUAGCAUUAGGGUGAGUAAAUGAUGAGGGAAUUUUCAUUUUUGUGUGAGCUAUCCGUUUAAAGAAUCAUGAUGUUGGAAAACUUAUGCAACAAUUGAUUUUUUUAUAUUUAUUUAAAAAAUGUAACGAGACAAAAAAUGCACCAACUUCCCAUGCAGAUAGAUUGCUGAUUUUUAAAGAGAUUUUAAUUGCCUAGAGUCCAGUUACUUGCCCCAAGCAAUAGAAGUUCUUGCCAUGCUAAAAAGCAGAGCUGAACAUUUUGAUACGGUCUUGCAUCAUGUGUUAUUAUGUCUUUAUUAAGUGUAAUUGACUUUUUUACGCUAUGAUUUUUAGAAAUCUGUUGCACUUAUAUUUGUUUUAAAAUGUCAUGUUUUAUACUUUAUACAGUUGUCAAGAGGGAUGAUCAUAAAGGAUGUAUCUUGGUUGUCAAAAUGUCUUUUUUAUAUUCCGUAACUGUAAUCUCACUCUCUAUCCUUCUUUCCAGUCACUCUGUCUGUUGCUGUUCUUUACCCUUUCUUUACCUCCCUCUUUUUUCUUUGCAGUUUUACUGUUCUUCAUGCUUUUUUCUUUUUAAUAAACAACACAUAUUGGAGGAAGCAUUAGACUGUGUUUUUAGUGGGGUGUAUGUGUCGUCUUGCUAUUCUUUUUUCAAUGAGGUACAUUUACUUGGUCAGUGUGUAAGGUUUGGUAAUGCUUGUGUAUCUGAGGCAAGGUCUGUACUUAGGCAUAGCUCUAUACUGAAGCAGCGCUCUGUGCUGAUGCAGUGCUCUAGUGAGGUAGCGCUCUAUACUGAGGCAGCGCUCUAGUAAGGCAGCACUCUGUGCUGAUGCAGUGCUCUACAGUAUACUGAGGCAGAGCUCUAUACUGAGGUAGCGUUAUAGUUAGGCAGCGCUCUAUACUGUUGCAGAGCUCUAGUGAGUCAGAGCUCUAUGCUGAGGCAGUGCUCUAGUGAGUCAUCACUUUAGUGAUCUCUUUACAGAGACAUUCCUCUACUGAGGCAUAGCUCUAUACUUAUGUAGUCAAGUAGAGAAAUUUCAUGUAAUUCAACUCUAGUCAUAUAUUGGAUGUGGCCCCUUUAAGACCGGAGUUUUGCUUGACACCCGCUUUCUUGCACACUCUAGUGUUGGAGAGGUUUGAAUAUGCAUUGUAAAGAGAGCUCCCAGCUUUGUUCAUCGGUUGAUUAUUUUUUGGUUAAAUCUCAAAUUUUACAAAAAAUUCUCAUAUAUUGCAUAAAAUAUGUGUUCAGAAGAGUUGUAUGUAAAAUUGAGUGUUAUGGAUCAUUUUUGAAGGAUGCAUAUGGACUGCAUGAGUGGAGUUUGACCACAUUUUGGGGCAUGUGGUGGCUCAGCGAUUAAGGCUCUGGGUUACUGACGAAAGGUCGGGGGUUCAAGCCCCAGCACAGCCAAGAUACCACUGUUGGGCCCUUGAGCAAGGCCCUUGACCCUAUCUGCUCCAGGGGUGCUGUUUCAUGGCUGACCCUGCGCUCUGACCCCAGCUUAGUUUGGGAUAUGCGAAAACAAAUACGUUUCAUCAGCUCUGUACCUGUACUCUGCACAAUGACAAUAAAGUUGAAUCUUAAUCUUAACUGGGUAUGUACAUUUUGUAUUAAUCAUACCUUAUUUUAUGAAUUAUAGCCCAUAGUGUUUUCCAAAUAAGUGUAACACGUGUUAUAUGUGAAAAUGUGUCUAAUGAGAAUUCUAUUGUUUUAACUGCAAUGCAUGUCCUGAAAGCCUGGUUAAAAAUAAAUCAAAUGCUGUGAGUGUUUAAGCAUGUGUUAAAUGCACAAGAUGCUUUUUGUGGUUUGAGAAAGUACUUAAAUGCAUAAAAUGCUGUGAAUGAUAUAAGCAUGUAUUAAGUAUGUGUAGAGUCAUGUGGGUAGGCUAAUGCCCUGUUUGUGAUUUCUUUUGACAUAAGCUACCGUGUUUCACUGAACCAUAAUUCAUUACCAUAUUUCAUUACUAUAUAUAUAUUUUUUUUGUAUACGGCCCCAUUGACAUUUUUUUUGUGUGUGUUUGUAACAGACAGCCAUCAGAAUAAA